This is a messenger RNA of Myxocyprinus asiaticus (Chinese sucker), 4703 nucleotides long. It is a transcript of the gene parp1, whose product is annotated as poly (ADP-ribose) polymerase 1. Bases 111 to 3161 code for a protein of 1016 amino acids. The transcript is spliced from 23 exons. NCBI's taxonomy places the organism in Eukaryota, Metazoa, Chordata, Actinopteri, Cypriniformes, Catostomidae. Gene Ontology annotation, cellular component: nucleus. Gene Ontology annotation, molecular function: NAD binding; NAD+ poly-ADP-ribosyltransferase activity; DNA binding. The record is from RefSeq and is a predicted model, not a curated record.
GUGCUUCUGCACGCUGGCUGAGAGCUAUCACUUAUUGCGUUGCAGUUGUUGUCCUUUCUGACCAGAAUUAAACGGCAAACUUUAUACUUUUUACCGUUAUAACCACAGAAAUGGCUGAUUCACAAGACGACAAGCUCUACAAAGCCGAGUAUGCAAAAAGUGGACGCGCUUCUUGCAAGAAAUGCAAAGAAAACAUUGCCAAGGACUCGCUGAGAAUGGCCAUCAUGGUGCAGUCUCCCAUGUUUGAUGGAAAAGUGCCUCACUGGCACCAUUUUUCCUGCUUUUGGCUCCGGGCUGCAGUACAAUCAACUGCCGACAUAUCUGGAUUUACUAACCUCCGAUGGGAUGACCAGGAGAAAGUCAAGAAAGCCAUUGAGACUGGAGGUGCCACUGGAGGGAAAGGAGAGCAGAAGGGAGCAGCUAAAGGCGAAAAGACACUUAAUGACUUUGCUGUGGAGUAUGCCAAAUCUAACAGAAGCACCUGCAAGGGGUGUGAUCAGAAAAUCGAAAAGGACCAUAUCCGUGUAUCAAAGAAGACAGUGGAUCCAGAAAAGCCUCAGCUGGGUCUGAUAGAUCGCUGGUACCAUACGGGCUGCUUUGUGAGCCGCCGUGAAGAUCUGGUGUUUAAACCAGAGUACAGUGCUGCCCAGCUCAAAGGUUUCGCUGCAUUACGAGAUGAAGACAAGGAGGAGCUGAAGAAGAGACUUCCUGCAGUGAAGAAUGAAGGGAAAAGGAAGGCAGAUGAUGUAGAUGGUGAAGCAGCCUCCAAGAAACAGAAGAAAGAAGAUGACAAACUCGAGAUGAAACUGAAGGAGCAAAGCCAGCUGAUCUGGGGAAUUAAGGACAGACUGAAGAAAUAUUGCUCUGUCAAUGACAUGAAGGAACUGCUUAUUGCUAACAACCAGGAAGUGCCCUCUGGGGAGUCAAAUAUUUUAGACUGCCUAUCAGAUUGCAUGGCCUUUGGGUCUCUGAAGCCUUGUGAAACAUGCAAAGGGCAGCUUGUGUUUAAGAGUGAUGCGUACUACUGCACUGGAGACAUCUCCGCAUGGACCAAGUGUGUAUUCAAGACCCAGACGCCUGAUCGCAAAAACUGGGUCACUCCUAAGGAGUUCAGUGAAAUUCCGUUUCUGAAGAAGUUUAAGUUUAAGAGGCAGGACCGUGUCUUCCCCAAAGAGGUCCCCACUGCAGCCCCCAUCCCCUCGUCCACUGCUACUACAGCCACUCCUAGCAUGUCCACUGCCACCAGUAAUAACCUCACUGAGGUGCCUGCAGAUAAGCCUCUGACAGGACUGAAGCUUUUGGCUGUGGGGAAACUCCGUAAGAACAAAGAUGAGCUGAAAGCUGCAGUGGAAGAACUGGGUGGAAAGAUCACAGGCACUGCCAACAAAGCAGCUCUCUGCAUCAGCAGCAAAAAGGAGAUUGAGAAAAUGAGUAAGAAGAUGGAGGAAGUGAGGGACGCAGGUGUGCGUGUGGUGGCAGAGGACUUCCUCGCUGACAUCAAGGAGUCCGGCAAGGCCCUUCAGGAGCUCAUCUCCCUGCACGGCAUCUCCCCCUGGGCGGCUGAAGUUAAAGUCGAGCCCCAGGCUGUAGCUGCGGCCUCCAAGUCCACUGGAGCUCAUUCCUCAAAGAGCAAAGAGGAAGAAGGUAGAAGGAAGGAAGAAGGUGGAAACAAAUCAAAGAAAAUUAAACUGACAGUGAAAGGAGGAGCAGCUGUAGAUCCAGACUCUGGUCUGGAGAACUGUGCUCAUGUACUGGAUCAGAAUGGGAAGAUUUACAGUGCCACACUGGGUCUUGUGGACAUCAUCAGGGGGACAAACUCGUACUACAAACUACAGAUGCUGGAGGAUGAUGUAAAGAAACGGUACUGGGUGUUCAGGUCAUGGGGUCGAGUCGGCACUACCAUUGGGGGAAACAAACUGGACAAGUUUUAUGACAAGAACUCAGCCAUGGAAAAUUUCUGCAGUGUUUAUGAGGAGAAGACGGGGAAUUCCUGGACCUCCACCAGCUUCACCAAAUACCCCAACAAGUUUUACCCUCUUGAGAUUGACUAUGGACAGGAUGAAGAGGCUGUAAAGAAGCUAACUGAAAGUGCAGGUCUCAAAUCCCAGCUGGCCAAACCCGUCCAAGACCUCAUCAGAAUGAUCUUUGAUGUGGAGAGCAUGAAGAAAGCCAUGGUUGAGUUCGAGAUUGACCUGCAGAAGAUGCCUUUGGGAAAACUCAGUAAGCGACAGAUCCAGAGUGCCUAUUCCCUCCUGAGUGAGGUCCAGCAGGCUGUUGCAGAUAAUGCUUCACAGCCACUGAUCUUAGACCUGUCCAAUCGCUUCUACACACUGAUACCCCAUGAUUUCGGCAUGAAGAAACCACCACUGUUGAGUAACCUGGACUACAUACAGCAAAAAGUGCAAAUGCUGGACAAUCUGUUGGACAUUGAGGUGGCCUACAGCCUGCUACGGGGCGGAGUAGAGGACAAUAAGAAAGAUCCCAUUGACAUCAACUAUGAGAAACUCAAAACCAAAAUUGAGGUGGUUGAUAAAUCUUCCGAUGAGGCUCAGCUUAUCAUUGAAUAUGUGAAGAACACACACGCUGCUACUCACAAUACCUACACACUCGAUGUUGAGGAGAUCUUUAAGAUCGACAGGGAGGGUGAGUAUCAUCGUUAUCGCCCCUUCAAAGAUUUACCAAAUCGACAGCUGUUGUGGCACGGCUCCCGUGCUACCAACUACGCAGGUAUCCUGUCUCAGGGUCUUCGUAUCGCUCCUCCCGAGGCUCCUGUGACAGGUUACAUGUUUGGCAAAGGUUUAUACUUUGCUGACAUGGUGUCAAAGAGCGCCAACUACUGUCACACCUCCCAGGCUGAUCCAGUUGGUCUCGUUCUGUUAGGAGAGGUUGCCCUUGGAAACAUGCAUGAACUGAAGAAGGCCUCACAUAUUACAAAGUUACCAAAGGGUAAACACAGUGUGAAAGGUUUGGGAAGAACUGCUCCAGACCCAAGAGCCACCGUUUCAAUGAAUGGAGUGGACGUUCCUUUGGGCAAAGGCAUCAAUACAAAUAUUGAUGACACAAGUCUGCUCUACAACGAGUAUAUUGUGUAUGAUGUUGCUCAGGUUAACCUGAAAUACCUGCUGAAGAUUCGCUUCAACUACCAAACCUCUCUCUGGUGAGAUAAUGGGUCGUAUCUGUCUGUCUGGACAGGCUCCAGAAUGCCUCUGGAGCCCACUGCUACAGCUUUAGCACCAUGAGCAGGCAGCCGAUGUUUUGGCAAGUUAUUAAAUCAAUUCUUUAGCGCUUCGGCAGCAACAGUCCAAGCUGCUCUAGUCUGUUAGUUUGGAGUAAGUUAAAGGGAUAGUUCACCCAAAAAUUAAAAUUCUCAUCAUUUACUCACCCUCGUGCCAUCUCAGAUGUGUAUGACUUUCUUCUGCAGAACACAAAGGAAGACUUUUAGAAGAAUAUCUCAGCUCUGGAGAUCCAUAAAAUGCAAAUGAAUGGUGACCAAAUCUUUGAAUCUCCAAAAAGGCAGCAAUAAAGUAAUCCAUACAACUCCAGUGGUUUAGUCCAUGUCUUCUAAAGCAAUCCAAUCGGUUUUGAGUGAGCACAGACUAAAAUAUAACUCCUUUUUUACUAUAAAUCUUGACAUCAGCAGUCUCCUUAGCGAUCAUGAUUUCAAGCUCGAUUACAUUUCCUAGCUCCAUUUAGCACUCUGUGUAUGCAUCAAGCGUUAGGAAGUGUAAUUGAGCUUGAAAUCACGAUCAUGCCUAGAGACUGCAACUGUAAGAUGUACAGUGAAAAAGGAGUCAUAUUUGUGUCUGUUCUCACCCAAAACAGAUUAGAUUGCUUAAAACAUGGAUUAAACCACCGGAGUUGUAAGGAGUUUUUUUUUUUUUUUGGAGCUUCAAAGUUUUGGUACCCAUUCACUUGUAUUUUAUGGACCUACAGAGCUGGAAUAUUCUUCUAAAAAUCUUUGUGUUCAGCAGAUGAAACAGAGUCAUACACAUAUGGGUUGUCAUGAGGGUAAAUGAUGAGAGAAUUUUCAUUUUUGGGGGAACUAUUACUUUAAGUGGCUUUUUCAAAAUAUUGAUUUGCAAUCACAAACUGUAACAUUCUCAUUUCGCUGUUAAAGCUUUUUUUUUUGUUUUUGUUUUUUUAAGAUAUAUUAACAGAAAUUAUUUGACUUAUCUGUGGAGAUAUUUCUCAUAAGCUACCAAUAAUAUAAGGUAGAAAGUCUUCCAUUGCUUUAAUAGACCUUUUCUUUUAUAGAUUUUGGUAAACCUGACAUCAGGUUGACUAACUGCUAUGUCUGACAUAACUAGUAUUCAGUGUUUUCAAGGUCUUCUCAGUAUUGAAAAGAGAAAAUGUACAGUUUUUAGAAAGUUUUGUUGUAAGCUAGAAUAUAGCCUGCCUAAGUAACCUUUUACUAGAAUUGCCAAUGUUUGGACAUAGACAAUUAUUUUGUAUGUUAAGUGUAUUGUCCCAGUUUUGUUUUUCAUUUAUUUGUCCAUCUCUUUACUAAGACUAAAAAACACCACUUUGUUCAACUAAAAUGGCAAUGAAAAGCUAAGUGCAAUGGUUGCUGCUGUACUCGUGCCCCUGUGAAUUUGUUUUAUUUUUGUUUGGUCAGCAUUGCUCUACAAAUGUUCCAUGGACAAGAAGCUGUGUGCAUCCUGACUAAUGUAUUUGCAUCACAAAUAAACGGUUUUGGCUUAUUA